Messenger RNA from Frankliniella occidentalis (western flower thrips), 456 nucleotides. RefSeq lists its product as uncharacterized. The record is from RefSeq and is a predicted model, not a curated record. The coding region runs from base 1 to 456 and encodes 151 amino acids. The transcript has a single exon. NCBI's taxonomy places the organism in Eukaryota, Metazoa, Arthropoda, Insecta, Thysanoptera, Thripidae.
AUGGCUGACAAGGCCCCCAAGGAUAAACGCCGCCCGGAUCCCAAACCGGCCAGCAAGGGUCCUCAACCUCAGCAGGGUCCCGGCCGAAAGGCCAAGCAGCAACCCCCGCAGCCCAAGCAGCCGCAGAAACGCCAGGCGGAGCGCCAGCAGAGUCAACCGAAGCACCCCAAGCAGAAGAAGCCGUCUGGUCCCCCUUCCAAAAAGUGUGAUGAGUGUGCCCGCUUGCAUCAAAAAAUUGACUCUCAGAAAUGCAAAAUCGCUGCUUUGGAGUACCAUUUAGACUUUCUUAAAACGAACAAUACUCCAGUCUCAGCACCCAUUCAGAUGCAACUUCCCAUGCAAAUGCCCUCGAUGCAAAUGCCCAUGCAAAUGCCCAUGUACCCUAUGUACAUGCCGCAAAUGCCUCAAAUGUUUCAGAUGCCACAAAUGCCUUCUGCGAACUGGCGCCCACAGUAG